AUGCAGAGGAGGUCAUGUGAUCAUUGUGCCCAAUGGGAGCCCCUACCCUUUAGCUUGACUAGUUUAGUCUGGGAGGGGUCAAGAAGCUUAAAUGGAUAUUCUACAGAACCCAAGUCAGCAUUAGUUGUCUCCUUUAACAACAGUAACUUCAAGCAACUAAAGUACAGUCAUUAUAUUUCUACUGAGGAAAGGGUCAUUGACAUAUCUAAGUACCCUGAAACGCAUCUAGAAAUCACAAGUAACGCAUUGAUAACUCACCACUGCUGCUUGAGAUUUCACCAGAGCAAACUGAAAGUCCUUCAACAGCCGCAACAUCCACUGCUUACAACAGCCGCAGCUUCUACUCAUCCAGCCAACUGUCAUACCAUUGACGUCAGACGCCAAGAAAUUCCACGAGGUCCGGUCACCAUAAUCUGCUUGAUGCCUCCUUCAUCAUCACAGCGGCAUCCAUCAGGUCUGUGGCAGACAGACCGGCCGCAGAAGUGCACGCCAGUGCUCCCAUUCAGCGCAGGCAGACCUUGUCAUGGACAGGUGCUUGCUGGCACCAGUUUCUUUGGAGCAUUAUCUACAUCCAAAUACAUCUGGCUGAGCAAACAUUUACAAAUGAUGCAGUAGAGGCUAGAAGAAGAACAACAACAGAAAGGAAGUGGAGAGGAAUGUCGAGGAGUUGGUGGUAAUAUAGGGGGCCAGGGAAUUUAAGGGCAUUUGUAAGGGC
Molecule: messenger RNA, 715 nt
Organism: Hyla sarda
Lineage: Eukaryota; Metazoa; Chordata; Amphibia; Anura; Hylidae
Exons: 3
Coding region: 1-615 (204 amino acids)
Source: RefSeq, a predicted model, not a curated record